Molecule: messenger RNA, 1635 nt
Organism: Vitis vinifera (wine grape)
Lineage: Eukaryota; Viridiplantae; Streptophyta; Magnoliopsida; Vitales; Vitaceae
Gene: IFRL5
Product: isoflavone reductase-like protein 5
Exons: 5
Coding region: 233-1153 (306 amino acids)
Molecular function (GO): oxidoreductase activity
Source: RefSeq, a predicted model, not a curated record
ACUUGGACACAUUCGUGAAUCACAUAAAAAUGAAGCCGCAUACAAAAUAUAGCCAAAACGGAAGUUACGGCUCAAACACAAGGCUAGUUCCGUAAUUACACAAUCUUAAUUUCCUCAGUCCUAUAAGAUCGUCGUCCUUGGUCUUUGGAGCCCAUCCACUUCCCCGCGACCUUUCAUCUUAGUCUUCUCAUUCCACAUAUCUCGCCGGAGAUUCGCCCGAAAAAAGUUAACAAUGUCCGAAAAGAGCAAGAUUCUCAUCAUCGGCGGCACUGGCUACAUCGGAAAGUUUAUCGUCGCUGCCAGCGCUAAGUCCGGUCACCCUACCUUCGCUCUCGUCAGAGAAUCCACAGUUUCGGAGAAGUUUGAAAUCAUUGAGAGUUUCAAGAGCUCUGGCGUGACUUUGGUUUAUGGAGAUCUAUACGAUCACGAGAGUUUGGUGAAGGCGAUCAAGCAAGUAGAUGUUGUGAUCUCCACGGUUGGCCACGCACAGUUGCCGGAUCAAGUGAAGAUCAUUGCUGCCAUCAAAGAAGCUGGAAAUGUUAAGAGAUUCUUCCCAUCAGAGUUUGGAAAUGAUGUGGACCGUGUCCAUGCUGUUGAGCCAGCAAAAACAGCAUUUGCAACUAAGGCUCAAAUCCGCCGCACUAUUGAGGCUGAAGGAAUUCCCUACACCUAUGUAUCCUCCAACUUCUUUGCUGGCUAUUUCCUUCCUUCAUUGUCACAGCCUGGAGCCACUACUCCCCCAAGAGAUAAAGUUAUUAUUCUAGGAGAUGGGAAUCCAAAGGCUGUUUUUAACAAGGAGGAUGACAUUGGCACCUAUACCAUCAAAGCUGUGAAUGAUCCUAGAACUUUGAAUAAAAUCCUCUACAUCAGGCCCCCUCAGAAUACUUACUCAUUCAAUGAUCUUGUCUCCUUGUGGGAGAAAAAGAUUGGGAAAACCCUUGAAAAGAUCUACGUACCAGAGGAGCAAGUGCUGAAGAACAUCCAAGAAGCUUCUGUUCCACUCAAUGUGAUAUUAUCAAUCAGUCACUCUGUUUUCAUUAAGGGAGACCACACCAACUUUGAGAUUCAGCCAUCAUUUGGAGUUGAGGCUACAGAGCUAUAUCCCGAUGUCAAAUACACAACUGUGGAUGAGUACCUCAAUCAGUUUGUCUGAGACAUGAACUCUGUUCCUGGCAGUUUUCAUUGUCAUGCUGCACCAUCCUAGUAAAUAAACAUGUGUGGCUCUGUCUUAGGUGGUGUUUGUUUUUUUACUUAAUUCUAAAUAAAACCUUAAUACUUAAUAGUAUUAAAUAUUAGGUUGUUUGUUUUUAUAGUAUUUUAUUUCUAUUAAGUAUUAAAAAGUAAAAAAAAUCAUUGUGUUAUUUUUUCUAUUUAGAAAAAGCCACAUAUUUUGACUUUUUCUGUUUAGUAAAAAGUUUAUAAUAAGUCAUGAAAAAGUAAAAAAACAAACAACCUAAAUUCUAAAACUAAAUGGUGUUCAGCAAAAAACCAAAAAAACAAACACCAUCUAAGUCUUUGUUGUGUGGAAAAUAGUGGGGGCUUUCAUUGGCCAUGCCACUGAGCAUAUUCUGUAGCAGGAUGAUGUGCUUUUAUGAUCUUGUGCCGAUCGAUGUUUAUGAAAUUAUAUUUUUCUUA